GUUAAUUCCGCACACAUCGUUUAACUAACCGGACCUGGCAAUAUAAGAUGAUUUACCGCACGAUAGUUCCACUCAGAAUAUGUUAUAAAUAUUUGUGAAAGAGAAAAUGUUUCUUUUUGUGAAUUUCACCGAAACGGAGUAUAUUUCGGGAUUCUGGAAACCAUUGGACCAUUUUCAUAGCCAGACAUAUACACGGCUCAACUGUUGAGAAGGUUUAUUGCGUAGAUAGGACGAGCCUUUAGACUGUCUACUCUUCUUCAGUGGAAAUUUGAGAAAACCCUGCCAUUGAAUAGGAAAUGAGGUAGAAUGCCUCUGUGCGAGGACGACUGUGUCGCCACCUACAAGAUUCUCAUUCUCGGAGACGCAAGCGUCGGAAAAACCGCUCUGCUCAGGCGCUUGGUUGGCUUGGACUUUAAAGAGCGUUUGCUACCAACGAUCGCCACAGAUUUUGUGCGCCAGAAGUUCGAGGUGGACGGGGCGCUAGUGGAGCUACAGAUAUGGGACACGGCGGGCCAGGAGAGGUUCCAUUCCGUCACCAGGUGGCAGUACAGAGGAGUCAAAGGCAUCGCUAUGGUGUAUGACGUCACGGACAAGAAGUCCUUCACGCACCUCUCAUACUGGAUGCACAGCGUGAAUCAGGAAAUCGCAUACAAACACAACAAAUAUGAGGCGGUACCUUUGGUGCUGCUAGGCAACAAGUGUGACCUUGACAACGAGAGACAGGUGGCUGCUAAAGACGGACAAAAGCUGGCUGAAAAGGAACUCGCCUUUGACUUCAUUGAGACAAGCGCGCGGACCGGUGAGAACGUCUUCCAAGCUUUCCGGAAGUUGGCCUACCAUGUGACCGAGAUUUGUAACCCGGAUGUCAUGAAAAGCUAUCACCCAAACAUGAUACGAGAACCAAAAUUUAAAGCCGUGUUUUGCGAAGACAUGCCGAUUUUACCAGUGAAAAAGAAAAAGCCAGAACCGGUAGUGAUUGCGGACAUGAAAAGAAAUCAAGUGACCAUAGAGUGGACUAGGUACGGCGAAACUCCUACACCCACAGUCAAGUUAAAACGCGACCGAUCAAAAAAGAAAAUAAAGUGUUGUUUAUAGUGCAUAUGUUGUACAAAGUUAGUUCGGAUGAUGUAUACUACUGGUGGAACGUACACGGUAGAGCGGCUUUAUCUGAUACUGCCUAUGGAAGUUUUUUUAUAUAGUAAAUAUACAAAGAACACAAAGACAAUAUUUCUUUUAAGACAGGUUAUGAACUGUUUAUGUCAUUUUACUGCCUGUUUUUAUGAAAUUAAAAUCAGGUUUCAGCUCAGUGUGUCCCUGAUUGUUUGUUUAUUCAGACAAGAGAAAAAAUAACUACAUGAACAAAUAGCUUCACUUGAUAUUGUUACUUUCUUUUCCACAUCGUUUAGUUUGUAUGCUUGUACUUUCGUAUGUGCAUAUAACCCAUUGUAGUCGUACUCGUACAUGUAAUUUAUUGUCAUGUGAUAAUAGUGAAUGCAUAGAUACGUAUAUUAAACUAUUGUUAUCUAAAAAUAUGACAUGCCCAUUAUCACUAGUAUAGCCGCAGCGUGCAUGUUGUUACAUCGUCCAUGUAUAUUAGUAUAUCAAGAUAUAAAUUAUCAGCACAACUUAA
Messenger RNA from Dreissena polymorpha, 1630 nucleotides. Its product is annotated as ras-related protein Rab-13-like. Lineage: Eukaryota; Metazoa; Mollusca; Bivalvia; Myida; Dreissenidae. Gene Ontology annotation, molecular function: GTPase activity; GTP binding. Bases 307 to 1095 code for a protein of 262 amino acids. The record is from RefSeq and is a predicted model, not a curated record. The transcript has 7 exons.